AUGACGAGCUUCGACAAUCCGGGAUUGUUCUAUCAGGAACGAUUUUUCGCGACGGGUGAGGAGGCGCAAGAUGACGGACGCGAACUAAUUGCCGAGCAUAAGGAAACCGUCGAACUAUUCCGGAAUUUCAUCCGAGAAUACAAUGUUGGUGGAUUUGGUCUGGUUUACAGGGAUCAGUUGAAAAGGAAUUGCAGUCUUGGAAAACAUCAUGUGGAAAUAUCAAUGGAUGACUUAAAGGGUUUUAGCGAACCGUUAGCCAAUAAACUACAUCAGUGUCCUGCACGAUUCCUGACCGCUCUUGAAGAAGCGGCAAAACUUGUUGCUGAUGAGGUAAUGCAAGGUGUAGAAGAUAUGGCUGAAAUUCAUGAUAUACAGGUGACACUUCGUGCCGGCGAGCUUGCACAAAGUAUUCGACAAUUGAAAAGUGCUCAAGUAUCUCGUUUGGUUAAAAUAUCCGGAAUUAUAGUCGCUGCAUCACAAGUGAGGACAAAAGCCACUCGCAUUUCGAUUCAGUGCCGAACAUGUCGACAUACUGUGACCAAUCUUGAUUUGAAGCCUGGACUCGAUGGUUUUACAUUACCACGUAAUUGUGGAGCCAAUCAGACCACUCAACUGCAACGAUGCCCUAUUGAUCCGUAUCAUAUCAUGCCCGACAAAUGCCACUGCAUCGACUUUCAAACGUUGAAACUUCAGGAAAAUCCGGAAGACGUGCCUCAUGGAGAAAUGCCUCGUCAUAUGCAACUUUACUGUGAUCGCCAUUUAACAGACCGUGUUGCACCAGGAAACCGUGUUAUGAUUGUUGGCAUAUAUUCUAUCAAGCGAAUGUUCCAGAAACAGAAAACAACAGAUAAAACGCUCUCAGGCAUCCGUGCACCGUACAUUCGUGUACUUGGAAUUCAUGUUCAAACAAGCGGUCCAGGACGUGCUGAACAGCGACAGUUCACAGUUGAAGAAGAGAAAAUGUUCAAGGAUCUGUCCAAGAAAGCAAAUAUAUAUGAUCUAGUCUCCCAAAGCAUUGCUCCAUCGAUUUAUGGUAUAGAAGAUAUCAAGAAAUCAAUUGCCUGCUUGCUGUUCGGUGGCUCGCGCAAAAGAUUGCCUGAUGGAUUAACUCGACGUGGUGACAUCAAUAUUUUAUUGCUAGGAGAUCCUGGUACUGCGAAAAGUCAACUACUAAAAUUCGUAGAAAAGGUUGCACCGAUUGCUGUCUACACGUCAGGAAAAGGUAGCAGUGCUGCUGGAUUGACUGCUUCUGUGAAUCGCGACCCUCAGUCGCGAUCAUUUAUAAUGGAAGGUGGCGCCAUGGUACUUGCUGAUGGCGGUAUCGUUUGUAUCGAUGAAUUCGACAAAAUGAGAGAAGAUGAUCGAGUGGCUAUCCAUGAAGCGAUGGAACAGCAGACAAUCAGUAUUGCGAAAGCAGGCAUCACUACAACACUUAAUUCGCGUUGUUCCGUAUUGGCAGCAGCAAAUUCAGUAUAUGGUAGGUGGGAUGACUCAAAAGGUGAUGAGAAUAUCGACUUCAUGCCAACGAUACUGUCACGAUUUGAUAUGAUUUACAUCGUCAAGGACAUUCACGACGUCACACAUGAUAUGACAUUAGCCAAACAUGUUAUUUCGGUGCACGUGAAUGCUUCCAAUAAUCGUCUGCAAGAAACAGUUGAAGGGGAAUUGUCGUUAGAGCUGUUGAAAAAGUAUAUUGCAUAUUGCCGCAUUAUAUGUGCACCACGACUCUCAGCUACUGCAAGUCAGAAGCUUAUCCAUAAUUAUGUCCGACUUCGCAACCCUGUAAUAGAUGCCGAGCAUAAACAGACAACAGCUCGGUCUGCUAUCCCAAUAACUGUGCGACAGUUAGAAGCUAUAAUACGAAUAAGCGAAUCAUUGGCAAAAAUGGAGCUGUUACCUUUCGCUACAGAACGUCAUGUGGAUGAGGCACUUCGUCUCUUUCGAGUUUCCACCAUCGAGGCAGCUGCGUCUGGGAACUUGAUUGGCAUCGAAGGUUUUACGAGCGCUGAGGAUCAAGAAUCGUUUGGUCGCAUUGAACGUCAGCUGAAGAAACGAUUUGCAUUGGGAACUCACGUCUCUGAAUAUCUUAUUGUCCAAGACUUUGCACGACAAAAUUAUCCAGAAAUGCUUGUCAAAAAAGUGAUUCAGUCGUGCAUUCGGCGUGGUGAACUUCAAUAUCGUAUGCAGAGAAAAAUGCUGUACCGUGUUAAAUGA
Molecule: messenger RNA, 2214 nt
Organism: Acanthocheilonema viteae
Lineage: Eukaryota; Metazoa; Nematoda; Chromadorea; Rhabditida; Onchocercidae
Source: the annotation of a GenBank genome assembly